GCCGCCAUUACCUGACCAGCAAGCACCACAGCGGUUCUCUGAGCUCUGUGUGCAUCUGGAGAAGUUACCAAGUGGUUUCUGCUUUUUACAGGGCAGGAUUCUCAUCUGAGACGAGUGGGAAGGGUCUUCUGCCCCCAGGGCAUGGCCAAAAGGCAGGAUUAACUGUGUCUUGCAGUCUUCGCUCUCUGGUUACAGCCAGGGUGGGCCCAAGAGGGGGCAAGAUGUGGCUCCAAGUUCUGCUGACUCUGCUGCUCUGUCCAAGCCUUGAAGGGAAAGAAAACUCUUUCACCAUCAACAGCAUCCAGAUGAAGAGCCUUCCAGACUGGGAGGUGAGUAACGGGCAGAACCUGACCCUGCAAUGCGUUGUGGAUGUCAGCACCACCUCACAAAUCAAGACUCAGCACUUGAUGCUAUUCUAUAAGGAUGACCUGCUGAUACACAACGUCACCUCCACCGAGAGCGUAGAGAACUAUUUUAUUCUCCAAGCUCGGGUCUUUCACUCAGGAACGUACAAAUGCACCGUGAUUCUGAACAACAAGGAGAAAACCACAAAGGAGUACCAGGUGUUUGUGAACGGAGUGCCCAGUCCCAGGGUGACGCUGGACAAGAAGGAGGUGAUAGAAGGCGGGGUCGUGACCGUCCAUUGUUCUGUCCCAGAGGAAAAGCCACCCAUACAUUUCACAAUUGAAAAACUUGAACUAGAUACAAAAAUUGUCAAGCAAAAAAGAGUGAAGUCCUCUCCGAACCAGAAUUUUGUGACGCUGGAUUUCCCAAUUGAGGAACAGGACCAUGUUUUAGUGUUCCGCUGUCAAGCUAGGAUUGUGUCUGGGAUCCACAUGCAGAUCUCGGAAUCUAUCAGGAGUGAACUGGUCACCGUGAGGGAAUCCUUCUCUACUCCCAAGUUCCACAUCAGCCCUCCCGGGAUGAUCACAGAAGGAGAUCAGCUCCAUAUUAAGUGCACCAUUCAAGUGACACACCUGGCUCAUGAGUUUCCAGAAAUCAUAAUCCAGAAAGACAAGGCCAUAGUGACCACCACCAAACACGGCAACGAGGCCGUCUUCUCCGUCAUGGCCCUGGUGGAGCACAAUGGUAACUACACCUGCAAAGUGGAGUCCAACCGGAUUUCCAAGGUCAGCAGCACCAUGGUCAACAUCACAGAACUAUUUCCCAAGCCAAAGCUGGAGUCUUUGUCUACCCAUCUGGACCAAGGUGAAAAGCUGAACCUGUCCUGCUCUGUCCCAGGAGCACCUCCAGCCAACUUCACCAUCCGGAAGGAUGACAUGAUUGUGUCACAGGAUCAGAAUUUCACCAAAAUUGCUGCAGAGUGGGACACGGGGACAUACACCUGCACAGCAGGCAUCGGCAAGGUGGUCAAAAAAAGCAACAUGGUCCAUAUCACAGUGUGUGAAAAGCUCUCCAAGCCCAGUAUUUUUCAUGAUGUUAAGUCUGAGAUCAUAAAAGGAAAUCCCAUAAAAGUCAGCUGCCAAUCAAUAAAUGGAACAUCACCUAUUUCUUACCAUCUUGUAAAAGCAACGAACAUUUUGCAAAGUCGUAUGAUGACCUCAAAUGAUCCUGCAGAAUUCAUAGAUAAGCCUACCAAAGAUGUAGAAUACCAGUGCAUUGUGGAUAAUUGCCAUUCUCACCUGGAAAUGUUCAGCGAAGUUCUGAAGGUCAAGGUGAUAGCCCCGGUGGACCAGGUCAAAAUUUCUAUCCUGUCGAGUGAGGAGGUGGAGUCUGGGGAGGAAAUUGUGCUUCGAUGCUACGUGGAUGAAGGAACUGGGCCCAUCACAUACAGCUUUUACAAAGAAAAGGAGAAAAGCCCCUUCUACCAAAGCAUCUCCAAUGAGACCCAGGCAUUUUGGCACAAGGAGCAGGCUAGCAAAAAGGAAGAGGGGCAGUACUAUUGCACGGCCUCUAACAGAGCCAGCCUCACGCAAAAGAGUACCCAAAGCAACACUCUGACAGUCAAAGUCUUUCUUGCCCCAUGGAAGAAAGGACUUAUUGCAGUGGUUGUCAUCGGAGUGAUAAUCGCCACCUUGAUAGUUGGAGCCAAAUGCUAUUUUCUGAGGAAAGCCAAGGCCAAGCAGAUGCCUGUGGAGAUGUCCAGGCCAGCAGCACCACUUCUGAACUCCAACAAUGAGAAGGUAUCAGAGCCCAGUAUGGAAGCCAACAGUCAUUAUGGUUACAGUGACAAUGUUGGAAACCAUGCAAUGAAACCACUAAAUGAAAAUAAAGACCCCCUGAGCUCAGAUGUGGAGUACACAGAAGUGGAAGUGACCUCAGUGGAGCCCCACCAAGAUCUGGGAACGAAGGGCACAGAGACAGUGUACAGUGAGAUCCGGAAAGUCGACCCUAAUUUCAUGGAAAACAGAUAUUCUAGAACGGAAGGCUCCCUUGAUGGAGUUUAGGACAGCGAAGGCGGGUGCACAUCCCUGGGAGGACAUCCACAUUCCAGGAAGAGCAGAUGACUCCCAUACUCCCAGAGCUCUGUGUAUUUUCAUGCUCCCACCGAACACAGCAAUUCCUCAGGCCAAGUCACCAGUUCUUAACUAAUCCAUCCUGCCAAGUUCAUGUCAGAUAUAAAGAGUUUCAGAGAGGCUGUUCAAUUGCCCACAUGGCCCUCCUCCCAAGUUGGAGCAUCCUUGCAAUUUGGAAGAGCAGAAGGAGGCUCAGAGUAAACAGGCCACGGGGAUAUUUUGAAACUUGAAUAUUUUGUCUUGGACAGAGAUAAAGAACUUUUCUGUGUGUCCUCCUCCAGAGACACCAGUUUUUGUUUAAUAGUUAAUCACUCUACUGAAUGGUCUGGUGUUGGGCUAGUUUUUGGUUUUGUUUUUCUUUUCCUUUGGUCUUUCAAAGGCCUUUGGUUCUGGGUCGUCCUUGUUCUUUGGAAAUACAGCACUGACAAGAUACCUUUCCCCUGUCCCUCCCGUGACUUCAGCCACCACAAGUGGGAAAACAAAGCCAUUUGGGAGCAACUCCUUGAAAAUGCCAGCUUGAAAAGACAAGGCUUACAGUGAGCAGUGCUCAAAAACAGAGUGAAUGUUCUUAACCUGUGUUCUAGAUCUUUCCUUUCCCAUGCUGAAGGCCAAAAGGAGAAAUGGUUGCCUACAGCAAAUAUUAUUUUUAAUAGAAAAAUGAAAUGUGUAUUUUUCUUACUAAUUUUUUUUAAUUUAUUCCUUGCUAAAGAAAUGGUCUCCUGAGGUCUUGGCAGGAAGGAAGAUGUGGCCAUUUUGCAGUGGAGAGGGUACAAUGAAUCCAAAUUCCCUUCCUUGUCUGCCUCAGUGACACAGCCUGCAGGAUCCUGUGUGUGGGGGGGAUUGUAUUAAAUAAAUUUGAUUUUUACUCUUCAUGCAUCUGUGAAAUGUCAUCUUCUGAGAGGCUACCUGUAGCCUUCAAGGACUCCCCAGGCCUCUGGAGUCACAGA
Molecule: messenger RNA, 3424 nt
Organism: Castor canadensis (American beaver)
Lineage: Eukaryota; Metazoa; Chordata; Mammalia; Rodentia; Castoridae
Source: RefSeq, a predicted model, not a curated record